CCGUUUUUGAUGACGUGUGUCCGUUACGUCAUUCCCACGCGACACAAACAAACCAUCGCAGAGUUAGCUAAAUGUCGCGGUUGACGGUAAACGGUUAUGUCGUUAGACUGAAUGUAGCGUUUUGAGGGUGACAAUGAUUUCGGUGAGCUACAUUCUGUUGUGCGGGCAGCUGGUGCUGCUUCUGACGGUGAUUCUCUUACAAUGUCUGGAAGGCAUUCACUCCCAAAACUCCUCGACAACGGGGACCCCCGCUGCUUCUCCUAGCCAGGGAGCUACCGCGGUCCCGUUCAGCGAGCAGCCACCGGGGACCGUGAAAUAUGAAAUCCCGGUGGAGAAUACGAAUUACACAGAGCCCUAUGAGUACCGACCCCCGUCCCCGGUUGUCCUCUGCAGCUACCUACCAGAGGAGUUCAUCUACUGCCAAGACCCAGUCGAUCACGCACUGAACCACAGCGCCUUCAUGGAGUUGGGCCAUGGCUGUCUCGGGUGGGGUGGCCAGACACAUGAAGAGGUGAACCACACACGGGUCAUCUGCACGGCCCUCGAUGAUAUCGAGUGUGCCGGAUCCAGAGAGUUCCUCAGAGGAAACGUGCCCUGCAUCAAGUACACUGGCCACUACUUCAUCACCACGCUGCUCUACUCGUUCUUCCUGGGCUGUUUUGGGGUGGACCGCUUCUGCCUGGGCCACACCGGCACCGCCGUCGGGAAGCUGCUCACCCUGGGGGGUCUGGGAAUCUGGUGGUUCGUGGACCUGAUCCUGCUCAUCACCGGCGGCCUGAUGCCCAGCGAUUACAGCAACUGGUGCACCUACUACUGAGACGCACCGCAAGGGCGGGACUUAGGACACCAUUGAAUCCACUUGAAAUGUCCCACAGAAAGCCAAAGAAUGCCACGUCCUAGUUGUUGUCGUCGUGGUAACAGCUUUGUCAGACAGUCGCUGUAGGCCCACAUAGUAACUCAGAAAAGGGAUCCUCCAUUCUACUUAAACUCUUGAGAAAGAGACAUCAUUUACGUUGGCACCUCAUUCACGAUGUGGCAGUUUGUAUGAAAUACAUCCAUCAGAUCUGUCCUUUGUUGUAGAUGUAAUCUGUGUCUUUAGAAAUGCCCUAAACACUUUGAUGUUCAGGAGUCUCUUUGACCUUUGUAAGAUAUUGUAAAUAGUAUUGAUCCACUCAACAGAAGCUUUUAUAUUCUUUAAAGUCAAUCCGUUGUUCUGUGUAUGUAUUUGACUGAUGUCUUUCAGAUGUUCAUUUGUGUGUCAUGUUGAUUUGACAGAGAUCUCCACUGGCCCAAAAUAAUAAACAACAAACCCAAGUCAGUCAGGGUUCAGGUUGUGCCACACUGGCGUACAUCUUUAUUUGGCUUUUCCAUCUUUUUUUCUUAAAGCUGCUUAAUGUGCUCCUGGGGAACCGGAGUUCCUCCUGUUGCCACAAUGAGAAGGAACCCAAAGUGCCCCAUGCUGGAUCUGCCGCUGUUAGCUGCCGCCGUGGCUCACGGUACGGAGCGUCCUCUCAGUCUAUUUUAUUUCUCAUUAGCACUUGGCACCAGUAGAGUCAGCUGAUGCAGGCGGGGAUCAUCUCAUUAUGUUGCUUUGCACCAGGACAACACUCUUUCUGCUUUCAAAGUAUGGGAAUAUUUCAUAGUAUUCCAAAUAUUCAUGUUAUUUAUUAUCAGUUUGAGGAUGGGUGUACUGUAUGUAUUUUUACUGUAUUUGUUUCACUACUUGUCCUCAAUAAAGUUUCCUCUAACAU
This is a messenger RNA of Pungitius pungitius (ninespine stickleback), 1751 nucleotides long. It is a transcript of the gene tm2d2, whose product is annotated as TM2 domain containing 2. The transcript is spliced from 4 exons. The record is from RefSeq and is a predicted model, not a curated record. The coding region runs from base 134 to 817 and encodes 227 amino acids. NCBI's taxonomy places the organism in Eukaryota, Metazoa, Chordata, Actinopteri, Perciformes, Gasterosteidae.